AUGGCUCAGUUAGAAGAUUCAGAAUUGACUAAGAUUCGAGAAGAUGUCUUAGCGGGCAAAGCUAAGGACUUCUCCAUUGCUGACAAUGGAAUGCUGUUGUUUAAGGCACGGGGAGUCAGACGUUUUGGAAAGAAAGGUAAACUGAGCCCUAGGUUUAUUGGACCUUUUGAAAUUCUGGAAAAGGUUGGGCAAGUUGCUUAUCGGUUAGCCCUACCUCCUUCCUUGUCAGCAGUGCAUAACGUGUUUCAUGUUUCCAUGCUAAGGAAGUAUGUGUCUGAUCCGAUGCAUGUUCUGAGUUACGAAGCAUUGGAAUUGCAACCUGACUUAUCAUAUGACGAACAACCAGUGCAAAUUCUGGAUAAGAAGGAAAAGGUUCUCCGAACCAAAACCAUAUCAUUAGUCAAGGUACUUUGGAGAAACAGUAAAGUGGAGGAAGCCACUUGGGAAUUGGAAUCUGAUAUGAGGGCCCAGUAUCCUGAGUUAUUCAGGUAG
Molecule: messenger RNA, 492 nt
Organism: Cannabis sativa
Lineage: Eukaryota; Viridiplantae; Streptophyta; Magnoliopsida; Rosales; Cannabaceae
Exons: 2
Coding region: 1-492 (163 amino acids)
Source: RefSeq, a predicted model, not a curated record